This is a messenger RNA of Rotaria sordida, 1626 nucleotides long. Lineage: Eukaryota; Metazoa; Rotifera; Eurotatoria; Philodinida; Philodinidae. The record is from the annotation of a GenBank genome assembly.
AUGAAAUUUGAUACAUUUUAUGCAACGGUAAAUGAUUGGGGUUAUUAUCAAAAAAUAAAAUUUUUCAUUAUUUGUCUCGCUAAUAUGGUGCCACCACUUAUAUUUUAUACAUGGUCAUUUACUGCAGCAACACCGGAUUUUCGAUGUAGUCUUCCAUUGGAAUCUGAUGCGUAUAAUUCUCAAAUGAAUCACCUCUAUGAUACAACAUAUAAACCAACAAUAGACGAUUGUGCUACGCAUCAAAAAUUACUGUCAUUAAAAGAAUGUCAACGAUGUUUCAUAAGAAUUGCUACACAUAAUACAACGUCUAUUAGUAAACUUCAUAAGUGUCAAGAUUAUGUAUUCGAUCGAUCGAUCUAUAAGAAGACAUUAGUUGAAGAGUGGACUAUGGUUUGUGAUCGAGUUCUUUAUCGUACAGCUGUUCAAGUUGCCUAUUUUAUUGGUGUCAUGGUCGGUGCAGUUUUUUUCGCACGGUUUUUACUCGCUUGUUCAACACGUGGUAUUAGUGAAUCAGGAUUUGUCCUAAGUUCAGAAUUAGUUAGUCCAAGAAAACGUGUUAUGGCCGGUGCAGUAAUGACUUAUUUCUAUGCUUUUGGUCAAUUAUGGCUUGUACUUUUUGCUUAUUUCAUUCGAACAUGGAGAAUGUUACUAUUAACUACAUCAUUUCUGAUGUUACCCUAUUGUUUGUUUUAUCUUUUUUUACCUGAAAGCCCUCGAUGGUUAAUUAGUAAAGGACGAUUCAGUGAAGCGGAAAAGGUUCUACGAACUAUUGCGAUAGAAAAUAAACAAAAAUUUAGUCAUGAAGCUUAUGAACAAUUUAAAGCAACACAAAAUAGAGAUCGUCAUGGAACAGUGCCUCAUGCUGGUAUUUCAAGUCUAUUUCGAUUCAAAAUUACAGCUUUUAUUACUCUAAAUCUCUUUUUUCAAUGGUUCGCUCAAAAUAUCGUCUAUUAUGGAGUUUCACAGAGUACAGGAUCCUGGCAAGUCGAUCCGUAUCUAUCAUUUUGUAUCAGUGCAGCGGUGGAACUACCAGCCUUUAUGUUCAUUCAACUCAUACUCGAUCGAGUAGGACGAAAAAUACCAUACUGUUCAUUUGCUGCGUCUUUCGGGAUUAUUGCAAUGCUCGUUCUACCUGUUCAAACAUACAUGGGUGCUUAUAAAGAUGCUCAACGUAUAAUAGUGUUUAUAAUCAAUAUAUUGUUGAAAUUUUGUGGUUCUCUUACUUUUCUUAUUAUCUAUAUACUUACUACGGAACUUCUACCGACAAAUACACGAACAACAGGAAUGGGAUAUUCGUCCAUGAUCGGUCGAUUAGGAGCCAUUAUGGGAACAUUUUGCAAUGAUUAUCUAACACGUAUUUGGAGUAAUUUUCCUAUUGUACUUUACGGAGUCAUUUCACUUAUUGCUGCCGGUUUGGCUAUAACAUUUCCUGAAACAUUAAAUCGUCCAUUACCACAAACAUCCGAAGAAGUCCAUCGAAUGGGUCUCGCAUUUGGUUUACUAUCCGACAAUAAGUCAAAGAAUAAAUAUGACGAUGAUGAUGAUGAACCUGCUGCGCAAAUAUUAACAAUCAAUGAGGAUAAUGAGAAACAGAAAUCAGUAGAAAAUAUAAAUGGUAAACCCUAA